AUGGUCCUUAAAGCGAUCACGCCCACCCCUCUUACCCCGAUGUGUCCUCCGCCUUCGACACGAUCUACUGAUCCCGAGAGACACCAGCCGAUCCCAAACAAAGUGAUUCUCCUCUCGCCAUUUUCCAGAGGAACGACCAUCCCAAAUAUUAAGGGCAUGAAGAGUCUGACUAUCGCCCCGAUCCCGCUGCGACCGCCCGGCUUCUUCUACAGCAACGGGUCAUGUGAUGCUCCUAUACAGCUCCAAUCCUUUGUAGAUCUUAUGUGCCCAGAUUCGAAAGCUGCUUGGCGUACAUAUCAGAAAGUUGCAGAUUAUUAUGGACCAAGCACAGUGAGGUUUUCAGCUUUGAUAUUCCCCCUGCCUUAUCAUCGAGCUGCAAUGGUUGCUGCGCAGGGAGCUUUUGUAGCAGCCAGACUUGACUCAAACAAGACAUACAGCUGGUUUAACACGGUCUUCGACAAGCAGGCAGCACUCUAUAAUGCUAACAUCACUGAACAACCUGAUAGCUAUAUUGUAAAUGCUCUUUCUGAGUGGGCGUCAGAUGUUGGUUAUUCAAAGGCUCAAUUCAUGAUGCACCUGUCUCCAAGUGAUCCAACGCAAUCUUUAGCUAGGGUGGAGUUCAAAUAUGGUGCAACACGUGGUGUGUUCGGGACACCGCAGACCUUCAUCAAUGGUGUUGUCGUCUCUUCCAAACCUAACUGGACGCUCGGUGACUGGAAGCAAGUCAUAGAUCCUCUUCUGGCUGAAAAUAAAUAUUUCUUCUGACGACACUGAGCUGCAUUACCCAAAGAUUUAUUUCGAGGGUAGCUUUUAAAAUUAUUGUUUGCUUUAAUGAUUUAAUUGUUUAUUCAAGAUGUAUUGAUGUUAAUUAUAGGGCUCGAUCAGAUAUAAAGCAGUAACCUAAAGAUUUUCUCAUGCAAUGUGCAACUGAAUAGCAACUGCACGCAGCAAAGGUCCAAUGCAUGUUAACCAAGCUGUGUGUUAUACUGGGUCAAAAGUAUAUAUGUAUAUAUAUAUAUAUAUAUAUAUAUAUAUAUUUCAUAUGCUAAUAGAGCACUGGCCCGCCAUUAUAUCCUAGAGCCUCUGAAACACAUAAAUUAUUCUAUGCAUGAGAUGAAAAGAAAACGUAACUACCAUAUGGAGUCACUAUUGACUUUGUACUUUAAACUUGUAUUUACUUUGUUAUCGUUGUAAUAGGUUGCACGUGAUAACUUUAUUAUAAUAAUCUUCCAUUUACCGCUGUAUUACAAGAAGUAACAGUAAUACAUGCAUAGCAAAAAUAGGCUAAUGUUGCUUUGUUUAUGGCAUACCUGUAUUUGCCGUCAUCAAAUGAAGUAAUAUAAUAUUACUACUACUAAUAAUAUUUUUUCAAGAAGACGACAAGCCAUAAUGCAAGUUUGUCCUACAUGUACCUUACAACAAUUAAUUCAUGCAAAUCGCAUUAUGAAUAAUAAAAUACAAUUAUUUGUAACGGAUGAAUGAAAUAAUUUGUAAUAUGGCACUAAACAAAGAUUUAUGCAUUAAAUGCAUUACAAAAAUGGUCUUUUCAAUGUCUUACUUUAAUGUCUGAGAUUCAUGGUCACCUUGUUCUUUACUGUUGUUAAAGUCUAUGGUCCAUCAAUUUUUUUUUUGUAGUAGUGCAAUUUAACUUUAUUAUUCUAAAAUAAUGAUAGAUCAUUGUUUAAGCAUGGGUGUGACAAGACUAAAUCUGAAGCCUUCAUUUAAUUAUAUUGUUUCAAACUUAUUCACGUUAUGAAACAAAAGUAUUGACUGCUAUGCCAGCAUUUGUGUAUUAUUAUUCAAUUUUCCUUAAUUGAUAUGCAAUAUUGAAUAUACGAAUAAUUAUGAUCUUU
Molecule: messenger RNA, 1853 nt
Organism: Strongylocentrotus purpuratus (purple sea urchin)
Lineage: Eukaryota; Metazoa; Echinodermata; Echinoidea; Camarodonta; Strongylocentrotidae
Exons: 5
Coding region: 1-765 (254 amino acids)
Source: RefSeq, a predicted model, not a curated record